Messenger RNA from Lonchura striata (white-rumped munia), 1260 nucleotides. The record is from RefSeq and is a predicted model, not a curated record. NCBI's taxonomy places the organism in Eukaryota, Metazoa, Chordata, Aves, Passeriformes, Estrildidae.
AUGUCCCCACCUACUGAUUUCCCUAUCAACACAUUACCACACCCCCUAAUUUCCAUAUCUCUCAGUGGCCACACCCCCAACUACCACCCACAUAACCCAGGCCUGGCCACGCCCCCUUCCCUCGGCGCCACGCCCCCGCGCGCCGCCGCCGUUGCGUCACUUCCGGGGCGCAAAGAUGGCGACGCCCUAUGUGACGGACGCGACCGCUACGAGAACAAAUACGUGAAAUUCUUCCGGAGCAAACCCGAACUGCCGCCGGGUUUAAACCCCGAGGCCGCCCCCUCCCCAUCGAGCCGAGGGAACCCCCCCGGGGGGCGGCCCGAGGGCUGCGACCCCUCCCCAACUUUAUCCAAGAGCGCCCGCAGGAACCUGAAACGCAAAGAGAAAAGGAAACAGCAGCAGGAAAAGGAAAAAGAUCGGGAAAACGGCGGCGGGGACGGACUGAGCCAGGCGCUGGAAAAAAUCGGGCUGGGAGGAGGAGGAGGAGGAGGAGGAGGAGGAAAUCCCAGCAAGAAUCCCGCCGAUUCCAGCAAGAAUCCCGGCGAGAACCCCGGGGUUAAUUCCGGGAGUAAUUCCAGGGAUAAUUGCGGGAAUAACAGCGGGAGUCAUUCGGGGAAGAAUUCGGGGAGGAAUUCCGGGAGUAACGUCGGGAAUAGCUGCGGGGAUAAUUCCAGGAAUAAUUUAGGGAAGAAUUCGGGAAGCAACUCCGGGAAUAAUUCGGGGAGCAAUGCCGGCAUUAAUUCGGGAAGCAACUCCGGGAAUAUUUCGGGGUGUCACGUCGGGAAUAGCUCCGGAGAUAAUUCCGGGAAGAAUCUGGGGAAUAACACCGGGCUGAAUUCCGGUAGCAACGUCGGGAAAAGCUCCGGAGAUAAUUCCACAAAGAAUUCGGGGAGCAACAUCGGGAAGAAUUCGGGGAGCAACUCCGGUGAUGAUUCGGGGAGCAACGCCGCGAAGAAUUCGGGGAGCAACUCCGGGGAUAUUUCGGGAGACAACCCCGGGAAUAUCGCCGGGAAUGUCGCGGGGGAUGACGGCGGGAGCUCGGAGCGCGGGCGGCGCAUGAAGAACCUGCGGAAAAAGCUGCGGCAGGUGGAGGAGCUGCGGCGGCGGCUGGAGGGCGGCGCGGGGCCCCGGCCCAGCCCCGAGCAGCUGCAGAAGCUGGCGCGGCGCGGGGCGCUGGAGGCCGAGCUGCGGGCGCUGGAGCUCGGCUCCUAACCCUGUUUUUUGGGAAUUUUUGGGGUUUUUUUCCAGAUUUUUUUCGGA